AUGGAGGCCAAUCAUGAAAGCAGACCAUGCCCUCGACCCAAUUGUAGCGGCAAGAUCCACAUUCAAAAUUGCCGCGGUCACGGUGGUUAUCCGGUAACCCAUUUUUGGCGAGAGUGUGGCGAACUGGUAUUCUUUCAGGCCAAGGGUAACCAUGACCACGCCCGGCCAGACCUUAAGCCGAUCCGCAAUACCGCCGCUCGCCGACGUCGCCAGCUUCAACAACAACAGCUGCAACAACAGCAUCAACAUCACCAGCAACAACCACAGCAUCAACCGCCUCAACAUCAACAAAGCCAGCAAAGUAUGAUGCCAUCGUCUCAGCUACAGAUGCCUGCGGACCAGUCUGUUCAGGCGGCAGCCUAUCAGUCGCAACAGACGCACAUCAACACUCCUCAGGCAAGUGUUGUCAAGUCGGCCAAGCCACGUGACUCUGUUCUCACCUGCAAGGGACAAGCACACACUGGCGCCCGAAAGCGUUCAGUAGCCGGCUUUGCCGUCUGCCAGACUCCACUGUCUCAGACUGGCUGUAUCAACCGAGCCGCUUCCAACUCGAGAGGAUCCGGCUUCGGCUAUUCCCAGCGCACAAACUUCCAACCGUCCAAUCUACAGCAGUCACAGCAGCUUCAUCUAUCGUCUCUUCAUGCACCUCCUCCUCCUCCUCCGCCUCCUCCACAGUCUCAUCUAUCCGCCGUUACCUGUCAGGCACAGCAACAGAACAGACAUCAUGGUACCCAGUUGACUAGGGUCGCGUCGGGAUCGGUACACUGCGAAUCUGAGGCCGGCUUCAGCCUCAUUCCAGCCUCACCGACCAGCCAAGCGGGACUCCAGGCACGUUUAAGCCAUAUUAUGGUGCCUGCUGUCAAGAAGGCACGCGUGACUGGCAAGACCGUCAGCCCAGAACCCCUUUUUCCCGCACCUAUAACGAGCGCCGAGCUAAGCCCGACGCCUGUGUUCUCCUCACCAGGGGAUGGAUACGCCCUGAAUGAACGGCACUAUCUGCGUGAACAUGAAGACGAACUGUGCUUCACAUCACACACCACCGCUGCCAGCUCUUCUGUCUCCUCUUUCCUACGAGUGGCUGUGGACGCAAACCCCACCACGCCCAACGUGAGCUCCGCCAGCGUCCAUACGAAGUCGAGCCAUGCCCCGGUCACGACUGCCAACAGCAUCACAACCUGUAGCAACAGUUUGCUUGGGCAGACCUGCGCCAUUUCCGCCAUUUGCGCCACUUCUGCCACGGCCUCCAGCCUCAGUCCAGCCGUGGUACUGGCCCCUGCCUCUACUUCAUCCUCCGCUUCCUCUUCCUCUUCAUCGUCGUCCUCUUCCUGCUCCUCAUACAAUUCGUCCGCGACCGCCGUCUCCACAUGCACCAUCACCACCUCCAGUCCCAGCGUCACUCCCGUCCCCAGCAAGACUCCGGCCGUAGAGCAGGCCAGGUCGCAUUGUCCGCCCUAUUUCUACCAAACCGGCACUACAGACCUCCGGCCAUCGCUUGUUGACGGCCGAUCCGAGUAUCUAAGCGCAAGCUCACCUACGCUAGCCCGAGGCUAUCUCUCCCCCGGGGUCUUUGUGCCGGAGCUCAUGGUUGGCGAGCAUACAGAGGCCUACAGUCUCAGAGAGGAUGCAGCCCCACACGUAGACAAACGAGACACAACGCUGACAAAAGAGGGAGAAAGUCAACUGGAGGACGACGACGACGAAGAGGAGGAGGACGACGAAGAGGAGGAGGACGAGGAAGAAGAGGAAUGUGAAGACGAGGAUGGCACUGAUACCGUCCAUCUGAGGUCUGCGGAUAAAGUGGCUCCAAAUGCUGUACUAUUUGGUGGCAUGAAUCUUCUUCCAAAGACGGCAGUAGACGACCUCUUCCUGUCGCCCGGCUCCAACAGACUAAACAACCUCACACUUCUCGGCUCCGAUGGCGAAGAGCACGGAGAGCUACACGAGGCAGAGGAGGAGGAGGAGGAGGAGGAGGAGGAAGAGGAGGAAGAAGAGGAAGAAGAAGAAGAGGAAGAAGAGGAAGAGGUAGAAGUUGGUGGUGGAGUGGGCUCUGUCGGGCUGACGAGUGGCCUGGGCACCACCUCGAUGGACACCGGUCCUGGGCAAACCGACCUCUCGACCAGCGGUUUCAUAGACCAGCUGCACACACCCAAUGGCCAUUCACAGCACUCCAGCCCCACAGGUCCGCUCGGCCUUGUCUCCGGAUCGCCCAGUCAACUGGACGCUGGUGUCUUCACUGAGAUCUCUUCGUUCGCCGGUGACGCGUCAAGUGGCUAUGCGGGACAUCAAUUCUACGACCUAUCAGCAGCAACACUCUACGCCAGCCAGACCACUCCAUCAUGUCAGGCUGCGGGUCAUCCUCACCAGCACCAGCACCAACACCACCAGCACCAACACCAGCACCACCAUCAAAUGCAUCAGCAAUUGGAGGGUCUACAAAGCGUCUACAUGGAGCCGCAACAACUGUCCACCCAUGCACUUGUACACCCGUCGCACCAACACUCGCAGCACCACCAACACCAACUCCAGCCUCAUUCGCAGACAAGCCUGCUGGGUCUGGCGGUUGGGGCGACUGGCGUCCUUACGGCCAGCACUCCAGUCUCGGGCACGGCGUUCAAGUCGAGCCUAAUGAGCGGAGGCAGUCCGCAGAACUACUCCCUGGGCCUACUUCAGGCCAGUGUUCAGCCAAUCCCCUUCCAUUUGAGCAGUGGCUCCACAUCAAGAACCUCUUCCGGUGGCUCCGACUGUAGUGCUGGCUCUCUGGGCCACAGUCCACACCAUCUCAGCUGA
Protopolystoma xenopodis is the source of this 2787-nucleotide messenger RNA. The record is from the annotation of a GenBank genome assembly. NCBI's taxonomy places the organism in Eukaryota, Metazoa, Platyhelminthes, Monogenea, Polystomatidea, Polystomatidae.